GUGGCACGGAGGGUCCCGGCGGCGCGGGGCGGCCCCGGGCGCGAUGCGGCUGCUGCGGGCCCUGCUGGAGAAGGCGGCGCGGGCCGCCGGGGCCCCGUCCUACAUCGAGCACUUCAGCAAGUUCUCGCCCUCGCCGCUCUCCAUGAAGCAGUUCCUGGAUUUCGGGUCCAGCAAUGCCUGCGAGAAAACCUCCUUCGCCUUCCUCCGCCAGGAGCUGCCUGUCAGGCUGUCCAACAUCAUGAAGGAGAUCAACCUGCUGCCAGACCGGGUCAUCAGCACGCCCUCGGUGCAGCUGGUGCAGAGCUGGUACGUUCAGAGCCUGCUGGACAUCAUGGAGUUCCUGGACAAAGACCCCGAGGACCAAGGCACCCUGGGACAGUUCACGGAUGCCCUGAUCACCAUCCGUAACCGGCACAACGAUGUGGUGCCGACCAUGGCGCAGGGGGUGAUCGAGUACAAGGAGGCCUACGGGGACGACCCCGUGUCCAACCAGAACAUCCAGUACUUCCUGGACCGCUUCUACCUGAGCCGCAUCUCCAUCCGCAUGCUGAUCAACCAGCACAGCCUGCUCUUUGAUGGCAGCACCAACCCGGCUCACCCCAAGCACAUUGGCAGCAUCGACCCCCACUGUGACGUGGCCGAGGUUGUGAGAGAUGCCUACAACAUGGCCAAGCUGCUGUGCGACCAGUAUUACAUGACCUCGCCCGAUCUGGAGAUCCAGGAAGUCAGCGCCAACAAUUCCAAGCAGCCAAUCCGCAUUGUCUAUGUCCCAUCUCACCUCUACCACAUGCUCUUUGAGCUCUUCAAGAAUGCCAUGCGAGCCACCGUGGAGAGUCACGAGUCCAGCCUCCGACUCCCAACCAUCAAGGUGAUGGUAGCGCUGGGUAAAGAAGAUCUUUCUAUCAAGAUGAGCGACCGAGGUGGCGGGGUUCCGCUGCGGAAGAUCGAGCGGCUCUUCAGCUACAUGUAUUCCACCGCACCCACCCCCCAGCCCGGCUCGGGCGGGACACCCCUGGCUGGCUUUGGUUACGGCCUGCCCAUUUCCAGACUCUAUGCCAAGUAUUUCCAAGGGGACCUUCAGCUCUUCUCCAUGGAGGGCUUUGGGACAGACGCCGUCAUCUACCUGAAGGCCUUGUCGACAGAGUCGGUGGAGAGGCUGCCCGUGUAUAACAAGUCGGCCUGGCGCCACUACCAGACCAUCCAGGAGGCGGACGACUGGUGCGUGCCCAGUACGGAACCAAAGAACACCUCCACCUACCGGGUGACUUAGGCCCCCGGGGGUGGCUGGUGGCGCUUGGAGACGGAGAUACCAGCGGGCUUGAGGCGGGAGAAUCUAUCCACAUCACAAAAACCGCAUCGGAAGAACUCGAGCGAUGGACUCUUCCUAUUGACCAGUCUGGCUAACGCUCCGCCCAGGAGCGGGAAUGAUUUUCUUUUUACGGUAUGUAGCGUGCAGUAGCCCAUGCCCACCACUGCCCGGAAUCUGCUGGGCUCCCCCCAUCCUCACCUUAGAGAGAGCCGGGCAGGCUCCAGGCAUUCCCCGUGGUUGGGGGUUUUACCCAUAAUCCUUUUAUUCACCAGAGAUCUGUUCUUUGCCUCCGCUUGCCACUGGGAGCGGGAGGACAGGAGUCAGGCUGUGGAGACGGCUUUUAUGGUUACGGGGGAAACCAGCCCUCUGGCCGAAGAGGUUCAAAUGUGGGGAGAGAGGAGGGGGCAGGUGAGGAAGCCUUGUAGGUUUAGGUGUGGGGUGGAUGGGGGCCCUGCAGAGAGAGCCAAGAGGGCCACGGGCUCCCACUUGGUCUGUUAGGCCGGGGGAGUUGGGAGCCAGGGCUGGAGCACCUGUGGGGCGGGGGGGGUGGGGUCCAGCUUGGGCACCAGAACAGCCAGUGGGUCCCUAGUACCAGCCCCCAGGUGUGGGGAGAGUCAGGUGUGUCGUGAGUGGUGUGGGGGAGGUGCAGGGAGCGAGGGGGCCUCCAUGCUCGGGGGCGGGGGGUGGCCCAGGGGGCUGCUGGGAGGUGCCAGGGUUGCCCUUUCCUGAGCUGGGACAGUGGAAGGGCAUCAAAGGGAAAGGGAGGGGGCUGUCCUCAGUCCUACCCUGCUGGGGUGGGGGUGGGGCUAGGCAUUAGAACAGCCACCUGGGGGAGGAGAUCGCAGUGGGGUCCCCCCGGAUUCCCAGAUGGGGUGCAGCAGCCGUCUCUCUCGGCUGUGCUUAUACACGAGGCAUUACGGUGCCUCUUUCCAGCUCAGAGCAGCUGUCCGGGUCUGUCAGCACUCGGGACCCUUCCCCCCACACCGGCUGUAUGGCGCUGGCUGAGGCGAGCUGGAGGCGUUUGCUCUGCAAGGCAGAGACAGGUGCUGAUCUGGUGAGGGUCUGAGGGAUUGUAACUUCGUCCGUGUUGUCUGAGGCCUGGGCUCUGGAGAAGCCUGUUCUCUCUGCCCCCCUCCCUCCCGCCUUCCUGACCCUCUAGCUGUCUGUCCUGGCCGGGGAGCUCCCCUCAGCACCGGCUGCUCCCUGUGUCUUCACACCGCUGCCCUGCACGCCCCACGUGUGAUCGAUUGCCAUGGCAUGCGUUUAUGUUCUCUGGAAAGGAUCUGCACAGAUAUAUAUUUUUAUGCUGUGGGCAGAACCCUGUUUCUGCCCAAGACACGGUGGGUUAAGUCGUGGCGUUCAUCCCAUUGUUGAUCCGUAAAGAUGACAUUGACCAAAACGGA
Molecule: messenger RNA, 2712 nt
Organism: Terrapene triunguis (Three-toed box turtle)
Lineage: Eukaryota; Metazoa; Chordata; Testudines; Emydidae
Gene: PDK2
Product: pyruvate dehydrogenase kinase 2
Exons: 11
Coding region: 44-1270 (408 amino acids)
Biological process (GO): regulation of glucose metabolic process; protein phosphorylation
Cellular component (GO): mitochondrion
Molecular function (GO): pyruvate dehydrogenase (acetyl-transferring) kinase activity
Source: RefSeq, a predicted model, not a curated record